AAAGUAGCCUCUUGUCUCUGCUGUCACCGCCGCGGAGCCAGGCGGAUGUUGGUGAGCACUGCAGACGCUGAAGUGCAAGAUUCAGCAGGGUUGUGGAGAGUGUGAGAGUGUGGAGGAGGAGAGAGGCAGACUGUCUCCCUCCUUCAGCCGCUGGGCUUCUCUGCAGUAAACUUACACUUCAUCAUGGAUCUCUGGAGUAAAAAAGUCUGGGGAAUUAUUACACAGGUCACCCUGAUACUUCUCAGCUCGCACGAGGCAACACGAGGAGAGGUGUGUCACAGUCCGCUGGUGUCCAGUCUGCUGCCAUCGUCCUUCAGAAGCUCCUCGCAGUUAUCAGGCAGCCACGGGCCGGGCUUCGCUAAGCUCAACCGGAGAGAAGGAGCUGGAGGUUGGUCUCCUCUGAGCUCAGACAGAUACCAGUGGUUGGAGGUCGACCUCGGUGGGCGGACACAGAUCACUGCUGUUGCAACGCAGGGCCGCUACGGCAGCUCUGAUUGGUUGACGGACUACCUGCUGAUGUUCAGUGACACAGGACACAACUGGAAACAGUAUCGCCAGGAAGACAGCAUUGGGGCUUUCCCCGGGAACAGUAACGCAGACAGCGUGGUCCAGCACAAGCUCCAGCAUCCGGUGAUCGCCCGCUACGUCCGCCUCAUCCCCCUGGACUGGAAUCCGAAUGGACGGAUUGGACUCAGGCUGGAGACCUACGGAUGUCCUCACAACUCUGACGUGGUGAGCUUGGACGGCCGCAGCAGCCUCCUCUACAGGCUCAGUCCCCGGCCGAGGCGGAUCACCAGGGAGAGCAUCUCUCUGUCAUUUAAGACCCUGAGGAACUCUGGGACACUGCUGCACGCAGAGGGACAGAGCGAGCACAGCCUCAGCCUGCAGUUAGAGAAAGGAAAGCUUCUGCUGCUCCUCCGAAAAGGCAGGACUUCUUCUCCUGACAGCCAGCAUCUGGUGUCUCUGGGCAGCCUGUUGGACGACCAACACUGGCACCACGUUGCUGUGGAGCAUCACAGCACUCACCUCAACCUCACCGUGGACAAAAGCAUUCUGUGGGUGCAGAUCCCUCCGAGAUUCACCCACUGGGACCACGACCAGAUGAGUGUUGGAGCAGAGCACAGUCUCAGCUCUCGGAGGUCGGUUGGGUCAAACAGAAACUUCCACGGCUGUUUGGAAAACCUGGUUUACAACGGCGUGAACAUGGUUGAUCUCGCAAAACAGAGAGACCAGCGGGUCACUGUGAAGGGCAAUGUGACCUUUUCUUGUGCCGAACCCGUUUUUGUUGCCGUGACGUUCACCAGCCCCCAGAGCUUCCUCUGGUUGCCAGGGGUAACAGAGCUGUCGUCAGCGGGCACAUCGGUGGGGCUUCAGUUUCGGACGUGGAACAAGGCGGGGCUGCUGCUCACCUUUGACCUCCCAAAGCGGGGCGGUGCGGUGUGGCUCUACCUGAGCAAGGCCAGGCUCCAUCUGCAGAUCCACAAGUCUGGCAGGGCGCCGCUGGAGCUCAGCGCAGGUUCAGCCCUGAAUGACGGCCAGUGGCACUCUGUGGAGCUGAUCUCCAGACGAGGACAUCUGACUGUCUCUGUGGACGGAGGUGAAGGAGCCACCGCUCACGCCAGCCCACCGUUUGUUGUUUCAACAGGAAGUCAACUUUUCUUUGGUGGUUGUCCCUCUGAGGGGAGCAGCCAGGAGUGUAUGAACCCCUUCAAGGCUUUCCAGGGCUGCAUGCGUCUGCUGACUGUGGACAACCAGCCGGUCGACUUGAUCGUGGUGCAGCGGAGGCUGAUGGGAAACUACAGUAACCUGCAGAUCGACAUGUGUGGCAUCAUCGACAGGUGUUCUCCGAGUCACUGUGAACACGGCGGCAGCUGCAGUCAAUCCUGGAGCACCUUCCACUGUAACUGUUCCAGCACCGGCUACAGUGGAGCCACCUGUCACAGCUCGAUAUACGAGCAGUCCUGUGAGGCGUACAAACACAAAGGCAACACGUCGGGGUAUUACUACAUUGAUGUGGACGGCAGUGGACCCAUCAGACCACAGCGAAUAUACUGCAACAUGACGGAGGACGGGACAUGGAUGGUGGUCCAGCACAAUAACACGGAUCUGACGAGAGUCCGACCUUCGCCGGGGAAGAAUCACCACUCGGCUCACUUUGAAUACGUGUCCGAGGAGGAGCAGCUGGCGGUCAUCAUUAGCCAGUCAGAGCACUGUGAACAGGAACUGGCCUACCACUGCAGGAGGUCACGCCUCCUCAACACACCUGACGGCCCUGCGCUCAGCUGGUGGGUGGGAGGUCCAGGUGAAGGACAGGUGCAGACGUUUUGGGGCGGAGCUCCUCCAGGCAGCCAGCAGUGUUCCUGCGGCCUGCAGGAGAACUGUGUGGACAACAGACACUACUGCAACUGUGACGCUGACCUCUCUGAAUGGGCCAAUGACUCAGGCCUGCUGACCCAUAAGGAGAGCCUUCCUGUCAGAUCUCUGCUGCUGGGUGAUGUCCAGCGGCCAGGUUCAGAAGGUGCCUACAGAGUCGGACCUCUCCGUUGUCAUGGAGACAAAAAUGUCUGGAACGCUGCGUUUUUUGACAAGGAGACAUCGUACCUCCACUUUCCCACAUUCCACGGAGAGCUGAGCGCAGACAUCUCCUUCCUGUUUAAGACCACCUCAUCCUCUGGCGUUUUCCUGGAAAACCUGGGCAUCAAAGACUUCAUUCGGAUCGAACUCAGCUCCUCCACCGAGGUCCUCUUCUCCUUUGACGUGGGAAAUGGUCCGCUCGAGGUUCGUGUGAAGGCUGGCUUCCCGCUGAACGACAACAGGUGGCAUCGCAUUCGAGCCGAGCGGAACGUUAAAGAGGCUUCGCUUCGCCUCGACGAGCUCCCCGCUGCCACGCAGGAGGCUCCUGCUGAUGGGCACAUCCACCUGCAGCUGAACAGCCAGUUAUUUAUAGGAGGCACUGCGUCCAGGCAGAAGGGUUUCCGGGGUUGUAUUCGCUCUCUGCAGCUGAAUGGCGUCACGCUGGACCUGGAGGAGAGAGCCAAGAUCACCCCCGGGGUUCAGGCGGGGUGUCCAGGCCACUGCAGCAGCUACGGCUCACUCUGCCAGAACCAGGGUCGCUGCAUGGAAAGGCCCAACAGCUUCUCCUGUGACUGUGGUUCAUCUGCUUACACUGGAGCCUUCUGCGACAGAGAAGUUUCAGCCAGCUUCAAGUCGGGAACAUCCGUCAGCUACACCUUCAAGGAGGCGGCGCUGAGUGAACAGGUGAACAGGAGCAGCAGCGCCCUGCCCUCCUCCAUCUACUCUGACAUGACCCUGAGAGCAGAGAACGUCUCCCUGAGCUUCAGGACCAGCCAGAGUCCGGCUCUGCUCCUCUACGUCGGCUCGUACCACAGAGAGUAUCUGACUCUGCUGCUCAACAAGCACGACAUGUUGGAGGUGAGAUACAGAUUGGACGGUAACAAAGAUGCAGACAUCCUGAGGAGCAAAGUGAGGAACCUUGCCAACGGACAGCUACACGCGGUCACCAUCAGCAGGCUCUCCGACACUGUCUCUGUGCAGAUUGACCGGAACACCAAGGAGAACUUCAACCUGACAUCUGAUGUAGAAUUCAAUGCCGUCAGGUCGCUGGUUCUCGGCAGAGUGCACGACUCUGGUGAGUUGGAUCCAGAGCUGUCUCGGCUCGUCUCUCUGGGUUUCACAGGCUGUCUUUCCGCUGUCCUCUUUAACUCCAUCAGUCCUCUGAAAGCUGCUCUGCUCCACGCGGACACCAGCCCUGUCGUCGUUACCGGCCCACUGGUCCAGUCACACUGUGGCUCCACUUCAGCCAAUCCCUACGCAGCAGAGACCACACAUCACCUUUCAGGCCAGUCUGGAUCAGUGGGAACAGGUCAGCCUCUGGUGAAUGCCAUCAGGAGUGACUCAGCUCUAAUUGGAGGUGUGAUUGCGGUGGUGAUCUUUGUGACUGUGUCUGCACUGGCUGUAAUGGCCCGAGUCCUGUACAGGAGGAAAGGGACGUGUCAGAGCCAGGAAGUAAAGACAGUAAAGGCUGAAGACAGUCCAGAGCUGGCGCUCAGAGGCCAUGCCAGCUCACAGAACGGCCCGAGCGAGAGCCAGAAGGAAUAUUUUAUUUAGGUAGAGUUUCGACCUGCUGCUGACCCGGCAGCGCUGGAGCUGAUCAGAUGGACAGAAGGACGGACAGAGACGGAGAUGCCUUGUCAAGCCUCAGUGCUUUACACCACAGACUGAGCCCGAGCAGAGGCUCAACAAGAAGACACACAGAAACACACUCGUGUUUGGUCUUCUCUUGUGCUGGUUUUGCUUCUGUGGUUGUAUUUUUGUAAAGACUGUACAUACCCGCACAAGAACAAAGUGUUGAGUUUAUAACAUGUCAGUACUGUCAGUAGACAUGUAAAUAUUUAAUGACAUAAAUCUUAAAGAUGACUUUAUAUCAGUCUGUCCUUCCUCUGUCCUGCUGAACUCUUUGAGAUGGUUGUAUGUAUUUUUCACAGAGCUGUUAGUGCGACAGUUAAAACAGCUUUGAGGUGAUUUUCCGACACGGAUGAUGAUCGUUUGCUGCUGUGAGUGACUGAGCCCAGGUCAGUGAAUUUCCAGUGUUUUGUUUUGUAUUUAUUUUUCUGCACCCUCUGGAUGAACUGUGUCGAAGCAGAACGUAACUUCUUUUCUCACCACAAUUCUCUUUCAAGCAUCAUUUGCUGCUCAGAGCAAAACUUUAGUCAUAUUUAUUUUCUUUUUCCUCCUCUGAGUAGUGAAGGUACUGAUGGAGUGCAGUUGGUGCUUCUCAAGUCAAGAAAGGAUCCUGAAACAGCAGAUUUUCAAGGAGGUUACGUCAUCGAAUCCUGCCAAAGGACUGUUCUAAUGUCAAUGAUCUUUCAAAUACUACCAAGGACAGAGUCCGUCCUAAAAAUACAUGUGUGUAUUCUCUGCAGGCAUGAAGUACCCACAAUUCUUUGCGCACAAUUUGCCAGAAUUGAAGGUGGGGCCUCUUUAAUGACACACACCUGGGUGCUCACUGUCCUGCUCCGAUGUGUGCUCACCGAAUACAAGGAAGCAGUCUUUCCUUGCCUCUGUAGGACCUGACUGCAAAGGAUCCGUCCCACCAAGGAAGCAUCCUGUGAGAAGCACCUACAGUUGCUGUGGACUUUCUGUUCCCAACGUCACUCCACUUGAAACAUGUUAUUUAUCUUUUAAACAAGUGUUUGUAAAUGAACGGCAGAUUUUGAGACAUGAAACAAGUGCGAAAGAUUUUUAGGAUUAUUCAGAUAAUAUUUUUGUCGGAGUACUGAAUGUCAUCGAACAACCUCGUCUCACUCCGAAGUCGUCGAAAUCCAGCGUUUGAGCAGUGACUUGGGUGUUAGCCAACUAUAGACCAAUAUCUAAUCUUCCCUUUAUGUCAAAGAUCCUUGAGAAAGUAGUCGCAGACCAGCUGUGUGAUUUUCUCCAUGAUAAUAAUUUAUUUGAGGAAUUUCAGUCAGGAUUUAGAGUGCAUCAUAGCACUGAGACAGCUCUAGUUAAAAUUACAAAUGACCUUCUGAUUGCUUCGGACAAAGGACUACUUGUUUUAUUAGAUCUUAGUGCGGCGUUUGACACAAUUGACCAUCAAAUUCUGCUGCAGAGACUGGAUCACUUAAUUGGCUUAAAAGGUUCAGCACUAAGCUGGUUUAAAUCUUAUUUAUCUGAUCGUUUUCAAUUUGUUGACGUUCGCAGUGAACCAUCCUUACGUACUAAAGUUUGUUUUGGAGUUCCGCAAGGUUCUGUGCUCGGACCAAUCCUAUUUACUCUAUAUAUGCUUCCUUUAGGUAACAUCAUUAGAAAUCACUCUAUAAAUUUCCAUUGUUAUGCGGAUGAUACUCAGUUGGAUUUAUCGAUGAAGCCAGAAGAAAGUAAUCAAUUAACUAAACUCCAUAACUGCCUUAAAGACAUAAAAACCUGGAUGAGCACCAAUUUCCUGAUGUUAAAUUCAGACAAAACUGAAGUUAUUGUUCUUGGCCCCAAACAACUCAGAGACUCUUUAUCUGAUGACAUAGUUUCUCUAGAUGGCAUUGCUCUGGCCCCUGCCACUACCGUAAGAAACCUCGGAGUAAUAUUUGAUCAAGAUUUGUCUUUUAAUUCUCAUUUAAAGCAUUUUUCAGAAUUAGUUCUCACACUCUGAGCCAAAAAUUUCAACUUUGAAGCCAGUUUUACAUGUUGGUCAGAAGUGGAACUACACCGUCCAGGUCUGUCACAUGAUGCCCUGCAGCCCAAAAAGACUUUUUCCCAUUGCCUCACAUUGGGAAAGAGACGUCUGUAAAUCAGUGGAUACAGUUUUUUUAUUUUUUUUAGUGUCACAGCCCCCGUGAAAUGUUUCGUUUCACUAUUGGGAUUUGAUCCAUUUGGUCCAACAACAUUUGGAAUGUCUAGAAAUGAUUUUAUCCCCAUUCAGCUCAGUGGAGUCCUAAACUGGAGUUUAGCUGCUCAGCUGUGUUUGCCAGUCAUUAGUCUCUGUGUCUGCUCUGUAGGCCCUGCACUAUGGAACAUCAGCUCCUUUCAUGCCAUGUUAAUUGAGCUUUUUUGGCUAAAUGCGCCACUGAGCAGCUUUCAUAGCAAUGAGCUUGGCCCCGCCUCCAACACUAUGUCCUGGUCUCUUCAUAGAUCCAUGACUGACCCAAACUUUAGUUUCAUUCUGAAGGUUUUCACAGAGGGGUUUGUUCUUAUAUGUCAGAGCCUGAUUUAUAGAACAUUUCGUAUUAUUAUAACAUAUUAUUUUAAUUUAUUUAUUUAUUUUUAUUCAAUGGCCAUUGACAGUGUUGUAUGAUUUAUGGUGUGAUAAAAAAUAUCCUAAAUGUGACUGUAAUAUGACAGAGUGAAACAAGAAUGUUUGACUUGGAUUUAUCUGAUAUUUGGAUUUCUGUUCUGGACAUGUAUGCAAAUUAGCACAUAUUUAAUUAGAUAAUGCCUCAAAUACAAUUUCAGAAGUCUUGCAACACAAAAAUAAAUCGUAAAGCUUCAGUGUGGAGGAUUCGGAGGCUGUUUACAUGUUGCCGGCUAUUUUCAUAAACGGACAUUUCACCGUCUCCGUUUUCAAAAAGAUCUUCAUUUACACUUACCCGUGUAUAUACGCACACGCACACGCACACGCACACACACACACACACACACACACACACACACACACACACACACACACACACACACACACACACACACACACACACAGGUUUGGUAACGAGAAGCUCAAACCUUACAUGUAUCCAUUGUCACCAUAGCAACAUAGGUUGCACUUUUGACACAGGCGCAAGUUACGGCGCACACUGUGACGUCGACUGCCUAUAACUCUGUUUAUCUCCGUUUAUCUCCAUUUAUCUCAGUUUACAUGCAAACGCGCAACCGGAGUUUUCCAAAAUCUCCACUCUGGCCAGAGACUUGUUUCAGAGGAGAAAUCUCUGUUUGCGUGUAAACGAAGGGCACAAACGAAGGAAGAUGUCUCCGUUUAUCAAAAUCACCGUGUACGUGUAAACGGCCUCUCAGGGGGAUAUAUUGGCAGAAAUGGAAUGUAAUAUCAAUUAGUUUUCUUUAGUGUAUAAUCAGCUGAAAAUAAGAAUCGUUCUCCUUACUUCAGAAUGAGACAUAUCUACACAGGGAGCAGGUUCUUGUCCACAGAGAUCACCAUGCUGCAUCGCCAUGUUUCUACAGUAGCCCAGAGCAGACAGACUUACACUGGCUCUAGACAGAGACAGUCAUGUUUUCGUGGUGGCACCGUGGUUAGAAGCCUAUCUGCAUUGAGCAGCAUCUGAUAACCACUGAUAUGUGACAUGAAACAUUUUUACUCAGUGUCUUUAUUGGUUUUAUUAGCAAAAGUUGUGAUGUGUAAAAACAGACUUGAUGGGGGAAACUUUGACUCAUGCAUACGGACAUUUUGGAGACAGGAAAUCGACGAUGCAGAUGGUGAGGUGGAAGCCUGAUUGUAGAAUUUGGCUUUUGUCCAUACGUCAUUUUUUGGUAUGGAUCUUACACUGUUUUCUAAAUGAGACUCUGGUCUGUUUGUUUUAGAGAGGAGGAGUUCUCUGUGGAUCAUUCAGCUCCUGGUAAAAACCUCCUGAACGAUGAACACUGAAAGAAUUCUAACCAGGAGACGUUUCAGCUGGUUGCAGUCAGUCACCACUAGACCCCACUUUAUCCCCCUAAAUCCAACACACUGAACCUUGGAGGGAAUCAACUGGGGAAGUUUCCUGGUGAUAUCUGUUAGUGAAAGUUUCACCCUGGCCACCUGUAAUGUCUUGUUUUGAGGGCUCACUUUGGGGUUUGGGUGUCAGAGGUUUGGUUUAUUGGUGCUGAGGGUAACUAAU
Epinephelus fuscoguttatus (brown-marbled grouper) is the source of this 8339-nucleotide messenger RNA. Its product is annotated as contactin-associated protein-like 4. The coding region runs from base 184 to 4128 and encodes 1314 amino acids. The record is from RefSeq and is a predicted model, not a curated record. NCBI's taxonomy places the organism in Eukaryota, Metazoa, Chordata, Actinopteri, Perciformes, Serranidae. The transcript is spliced from 24 exons.